GUUCACGAGGCGCUAUUCACGGCGAGCAAGCUGAAACUCUGCACGAAGGUCAGGAUCAGGGCCGGCGCCCACGUGGUGCAGACAGACGAGAGCUCCAAGGGGACCCGCGCUGAGCCUUCCUUUAUCUUCGUGGAGCAGGGCACCCAGACCAUCGACGUGGAGCUGAUGGACAGCCGCGAGAGGAAGGUGCUGGCGGUCAAGAAACUAGAUGUGGAGAAGGACGUCCUGAACCGGGAAGGAAAGGACAAGCUGCAGGACGUCCUGUACAGCAUGAAACAGAAGAGUAAAGGCCUCCUCAACCCGAAGAUCAGGCUCACCGUGCUCUUUGAGGGCGACAGCGCGGCAGAGCAGGGCCUGCUGAAGCAGAUGGACUGUAGCCAAGAGUCCAACCUGGUGCUGCGGCACGUGCAGCAGAUGGCGGAGGACGCGUGCGACCUGCAGCACAGCAUGAUCGACGAGAACGGGGAGAUCAAGCCCAUGCCCAUGACCGAGCUUGAACUGCUCGCGAAAGGCUGCGCGGGGCCAGUGGACAAGUUCGGCAGCUGGGGCAGCAGAUCGACGGUCUACGUCGGCGUGCAGGGGCCCCCGCACACGAAGAAGUUCGUGCUGGGCAUCUGGAGGAACCAGGGCGACUUCGCCAGCGGCGGCAAGCCGGAACUGGAGGUGGACCUGCUGAAGAUCCUCAGCGUCCAGCCCGAUCCACACCCCAGGCGCUCGGAGGUUUUCGUCAUCCAGUACGUCGACCCCGCGGACAAGCUGAAGAAGAGGCUGACGCUCAAGCGGAUCGACCGCAGCAGGGACGACGUUUGGGUCGAGAUUCUGACGAAACUGAUCAAGCUGCUGCACGACGAGAAGGACCUGGACGCCAAAAAGAGGGUCAAGGUCUGA
Molecule: messenger RNA, 888 nt
Organism: Prorocentrum cordatum
Lineage: Eukaryota; Dinophyceae; Prorocentrales; Prorocentraceae
Source: the annotation of a GenBank genome assembly